AUGAGUCUCCAAAGCAACUUGCUAUCUCUUUUGGUUCCCCUUGCUGCAAUUUUUGCAUCAUUGUAUCUCAUAAACCCAAUUCCACAUUUUCUCAACAACUUCACUUAUUUAACUCUCACAACCUUGUCACCAUCAUCUUUGAACUUAGCACCUUUAACUUGCAACCUCCACAGCAUCCAUCAUCAUCGACCACACAAGAAACACCCUGAUAGUGGGAAUGCUGAUUCUAUUUGUGAUGAUUUCCCACCAGGCAUUCCACCUCCUGAUACCAAUACCACUUUUUAUCUUUGUGUUGAUCGAAAAGGGUGCUGUAAUUUCACCACAGUACAAGCAGCUGUGAAUGCAAUUCCUGAUUUUAGCUUAAAAAGAACCAUAAUAUGGAUAAAUAGUGGCAUCUACUAUGAGAAAGUUAUGGUUCCCAAAACCAAACCCAACAUUACAUUUCAAGGACAAGGUUAUACUUCAACUGCAAUUGCAUGGAAUGAUACUGCAUUGUCCGCAAAUGGCACAUUUUCUAGUGGCUCUGUACAAGUUUUCGCCUCCAACUUCAUUGCUAAGAAUAUAAGCUUCAUGAAUUUAGCACCAAUUCCAAGUCCUGGGGCUGUUGGUGCACAAGCAGUAGCCAUUAGAAUUUCGGGAGAUCAAAGCGAAUUUAGGGGUUGUGGAUUCUUUGGAGCCCAAGACACCCUUCAUGAUGAUAAGGGUCGCCAUUACUUCAAAGACUGCUAUAUCCAAGGCUCCAUUGACUUCAUAUUCGGCAAUGCAAGGUCACUCUAUGAGAAUUGUCAACUAGUUUCCAUAGCGAAUCCCGUACCAGCGGGACAAAAGAGCAUAAAUGGCGCUGUUACAGCUCAUGGUAGAGCUUCAACGGAUGAAAACACAGGAUUCACAUUUGUGAACAGUACAAUAGGAGGAAACGGGAGAAUAUGGUUGGGUCGAGCAUGGAGACCUUAUUCCCGUGUUGUUUUUGCCUUCACAAUUAUGUCAGAUAUCAUUGCCCCUGAAGGUUGGAAUGAUUUCAACGACCCUUCAAGAGAUCAGACUGUUUUCUAUGGAGAAUACAAAUGCUCGGGGCCUGGGGCUGAUACAAGCAUGAGGGCAUCUUAUGUACAAAGAUUAAAUGAUACACAAGCUUUGGCAUUCCUCAACAUAACUUUUAUCGAUGGCGACCAAUGGUUGGAAACUUCCAAACUAAGCUAA
This is a messenger RNA of Abrus precatorius (Indian licorice), 1200 nucleotides long. RefSeq names its product probable pectinesterase 8. The record is from RefSeq and is a predicted model, not a curated record. Gene Ontology annotation, molecular function: pectinesterase activity. Lineage: Eukaryota; Viridiplantae; Streptophyta; Magnoliopsida; Fabales; Fabaceae. Gene Ontology annotation, biological process: cell wall modification. The transcript is spliced from 5 exons. Bases 1 to 1200 code for a protein of 399 amino acids.